Messenger RNA from Pseudomyrmex gracilis, 894 nucleotides. RefSeq names its product 46 kDa FK506-binding nuclear protein-like. Lineage: Eukaryota; Metazoa; Arthropoda; Insecta; Hymenoptera; Formicidae. The coding region runs from base 61 to 894 and encodes 277 amino acids. The record is from RefSeq and is a predicted model, not a curated record. The transcript is spliced from 4 exons.
UUUUAAACGGCCGCUAACACCUGCUUAAAGGUUCAGUGAAUAUUGGAAAAUAAGUAAAAGAUGGAAAAGCAAGUCGGUGUCUGGGGACUAGUACUAGAACCGCUAAAGCGAUACAAACCGCGCGAUACGUCCCACACUAUCUGCAUAACCAACGCGGCUUUGGACACUACGAUGGCUGACAAUGGAUCUGUGCAAGUUAUUCUACGGUACAAUGGGAACAAUUUGCUGCUUUGCACUUUGAACAGGAACUUCGUAUGGCAAGUACCACUGAACGUACGGAUUCCAAGAGGGAAUAAGAAGAUAAAAUUGUUUUGCAGUGGCAAAUCUUAUGUACAUUUGAUUGGAAAUUUUAUUCUACCGUCUGACGAAAUGAUGCAUGCAAAACUGCUCUACAUGUAUAAUAACGAUGCAUAUUAUCAUAAUAAUAAGGAAAGUAAUGGUCAGAAUCGCGACAUCUAUAAUAAAGAUACGGACGAUGAGGAUGGUAAGAAUGAGAAUAGUGACGAAGACACUAUUGAGAAUGAAGAAAAUGAAAGCCAGAACGAGAACGAGGACAAAGAUGAAGACGAGGACGAGGACGAGGACGAGAAUGAGGACAAGGAUGAGGAUAAGGACGAGGAUGAGAACGAGAACGAGGAUGAGAACGAGAACGAGGAUGAGGACAAGGUCGAGUAUAGAGUUGUAGAUGACCAUGUUGAGGGUGUAGAUGAUAAAAAGAAUACUAAGUGGCGAGGCAAGAUCAUAUUAAAAAAGAGCAAUUGGCAAUGCAAACCCGUAUCAAAAAAAAGAAAAACGGAAACACUUUCGAAAACAUUGCAUGACAUGUGCAUUAAGAUGGGAAAUUUAGAUGAGUGUUUAUUAGCAACACCUUCAAGCAGUAGUGAUGUAAUGUAA